Molecule: messenger RNA, 2469 nt
Organism: Hyla sarda
Lineage: Eukaryota; Metazoa; Chordata; Amphibia; Anura; Hylidae
Gene: MAMDC2
Product: MAM domain containing 2
Exons: 14
Coding region: 56-2125 (689 amino acids)
Cellular component (GO): membrane
Source: RefSeq, a predicted model, not a curated record
GCAGCCCUCUGGAGUAGGUGGCCUCAGUGGUACCUGCAGCUCAGCCAGAGAGAAUAUGCUGCUACUCUGCCUCCCUAUACUGCUGCUGUGUGUGACAGGUUCUGCUAAGGGGGCCACUGUCGCUGAUGGAUCCUGCACUUUUGAAAAUAGCACAUGUGCCUACAAAUCUGCAUAUGCAUAUCUUCCAUGGAUUGUAAAUACAGAAGGUCAUUAUGUUUCAGUGGAUACAACUCGUGGCAUUCAUGGACAGAAAGCUGUUCUCCUCAGUCCUGAUCUCCAGCCUGAUGAAUGGAGCUGUCUCCGGCUGGUUUAUCAAAUUUCUGGACUGGAGUUCUCCCCCAAUCCUAGUAUGUUAAAUGUUUUUGUCAUGUCUGAAGGAGAGAGCUUUGAUCACCUUCUGUGGUCAAGCCAGGAACUGUCAGAUGGCUGGUUAAUAGCAAGUGUGGACUUAAGAAAUUCAACAAAAAAGUAUAAGAUCAUACUAGAAGGAAUACUUGAUGCUGAUGAAAAAAGCAGUAUAGCAAUUUAUGAGUUAAAAAUGACCACUGGGUAUUGCAUUGAGUGUAAUUUUGAGGAAAACCAUCUCUGUGGUUACAUGAACAGCUGGAACCCAAAUGUAAACUGGUUUGUUGGAGGAGGCAACAUCAGAAAUUCACAGGCUAUCAUGCCUAUAGACCACACACUUGGCAGUGAAUUUGGACACUACAUGUAUGUUGAUUCUGUUUAUGCCAAGCAAUUCCAAGAAGUAGCACAGUUGGUGUCUCCUUUAAUUGUUACUCCCAUAUCUGGUUGCCUUUCCUUCUAUUAUCGUAUUCACCGUGAAAGUAGCAAUAUUUUUAUGGUCUAUACUAGAGACUUACAUGGGUCCUAUGAGGAAAUCUGGAAAAUGAAUGAUGUUAGACAAGGAGAAUGGAACUUGGCUGAGGUUGAUUUAAAUGCUUUAUUCCCAGUUGAGAUUGUGUUUGAAGUUGCUUUCAAUGGCAUCCAAGCAGGAUAUGUUGCUGUUGAUGAUAUUUCAUUUUCUGCUGAGUACUGCAGUGAAGAAAGAGGUGCGGUAUUCAAUGCACAAGAAGCUGGUUGUGAUUUCGAGAAUGAUCUCUGCAAGUUUCAUCAAGAUGAUAAAGAUGGUUUUGGGUGGAGCCGGGUGAAAGUGAAGCCCAAUGUCUAUAGAAUGGGAGACCAUACCACCGGACUGGGUUAUUUCAUGAUGGCCAAUACAAGGUUUUCCUCUCAGUCUGGAUACGUUGGACGCCUGUAUGGCCCAUCCCUGCCAGGAAAUAUGCAGUACUGCCUACGAUUCUUUUAUGCGCUUUACGGAUUUUCAAAAAUGAGCGACUCUUUGGCUGUUUACAUCUUUGAAGAGAACCAAGUUGUUCAAGAAAAAAUCUGGUCAGUGCAAGAGUCACCCAAAGGUGUUUGGCUUCAAGCUGAAAUCAACAUAAAUAAGCCAAUGACUUGCAAGGUGGCAUUUGUCAGUUGGUGUAAAAGCUUUUGGGACUGUGGUCUUGCAGCACUUGAUGACGUUUCAGUAAACAUUGGAAACUGCCAUAUAGCUGAUAGGUUGCCUGCAAUACCUGGAAAAUGUACUUUUGAUAAAAAUGAUUGUGGAUUUCAACAAGAAUGGCAAAGAAGAGGAAUCUGGCACAGGAUAAGAGGGGCAACACCUACAUCUUACACAGGUCCAAGGGGAGAUCACACUUCUGGGGUAGGAUAUUACAUGUACAUUGAAGCUACCAACAUGGUCUAUGGGCAAAAAUCGCACCUUAUCUCAAGACCACUUCGAGCUAUCUAUGGGAAACAGUGCCUGACUUUCUAUUAUCACAUGUAUGGAGCUGGUACUGGACUGCUUAAUGUUUAUUUGAGAGAGGAAGGUCGCAGACACAAGGAGAAUCUUCUAUGGACUAGAAGAGGGGAACAAAGCAUUACUUGGUUAAGAGCACAGAUAGAAUAUCCGAGUGAAAGGCAACAUCAGAUUGUGUUUGAAGCUAUUCGUGGGAUUUCAAUAAGAAGUGAUAUUGCACUUGAUGAUAUUACAUUUCAAAAUAAACCAUGUGGAGACUUUGAAGACACCGGGGCAAUACAGUCAUCUGGAUAUUUAGAAGAUUUGAAUGAAAUUGAUUUCUAAUUCAGGAUACUGUUGACUUAAGAACUAGUGAAACAGACAUUUGUCACUUCAGAAACUGCACAGUAAAUAGUCUUUGACAGCAAACUGAAGAAUGUUUAAAUGCAUAUUUACAGAAACCAAACACAAACUCAGAGCACUAGUGUUCUCCGACAACAAAUCUACUCAGGGCUAGAUAUAUUACAAAUGCAAUUACACAUUUAUUGUCAGUAGUAAUAAUAAUUAUAAUGCGGUACAGCUUUUUUGCCACCAUUCUCACUGUAAUAUAAUUGUGUGUAUGCGAGUGUGUCUGUGUGUAAUUAAUGUGUGAUAAUUGUUAACACAGGAAUUGAAAAAAUAAAAUUUUC